Messenger RNA from Cyphellophora attinorum, 1731 nucleotides. RefSeq names its product putative amidase. Bases 1 to 1731 code for a protein of 576 amino acids. The transcript has 2 exons. NCBI's taxonomy places the organism in Eukaryota, Fungi, Ascomycota, Eurotiomycetes, Chaetothyriales, Cyphellophoraceae. The record is from RefSeq and is a predicted model, not a curated record.
AUGGCGCCAAAAGCGCUGCCACAGAUCAAGGGAAAGCCGAUGCUCAAAGGGACUGACGACUACGAAAAGAAACGAGCUGAGAUUGUGCAAGCGCUGAACGAAGCCAUCCCCGAAGAGUACCAUCUCGACAAGAGCCUGGUUGAGAAGCCACCACUUGAUGUCACGCAGAUACCCCGAUCGUGCGGCAUCCUCACUCCAACAGACCUUGAAAUCACUGAGGACCACGACGCAACUAGCUUGCUCAAAGCCAUCGCCAGUCGAAAGUACACUUCAGUCCAAGUGGCCACAGCAUUCUGCAAACGGGCCGCGAUAGCUCAUCAGCUCACCAGCUGCCUGACCGACUUCUUCCAAGAUGAAGCCCUGGAACGGGCUCAGUACCUCGACAAGCAUCUCGAGGAACACGGCAAACCAAUAGGUCCACUGCAUGGCCUACCUAUCUCAAUCAAGGCACACAUGGCCAUCACCGAGCGGUACUCCGACUGGGGCUCAUUGUACUCGCUGAAGAAGAUCGAACACGACAGCCUCACAGCCAAGAUCUUGCGGGAAGCCGGAGCCGUCUUUUACGUCAAAACCAAUCAACCGCAGUCGAUUAUGCAUCUAGAGACAGACAGCUUCUGGGGCCGCACUCUCAAUCCUUACAACAUCAAUCUAUCUUCUGGUGGCUCAUCAGGCGGGGAAGCCGCCCUGAAUGCUUUGCGCGGAUCUGUGAUGGGCGUUGGCUCGGACAUUGGCGGAAGCAUUCGAGGACCUGCUGGCUUCUGCAACAUACAUGGCUUCAAGCCACAAGGCUUCACCACAGGAGGAUUCGCCGCAGAGCUCAACGUCCUCGCCACUGGCGGCCCCAUGUGUCGUACCCUCCGCGACGCAGAUCUCUACAUGCGAGUAAUGCGCUCCGCCAACCUACACCUCCACGACCCAUCCAUAAUCCGCACACCGUGGACCGGCCUCGCCACAGAGCUCUCAAAACCCCUCAAAAUCGGCAUCAUGAAGCACGACGGCGCCAUCACCCCCCACCCACCAGUAACCCGCACCCUCAACUGGGCCACCUCCACGAUCAAGUCCUCCCCCCUCGCCUCCCAAUUCACCCUGAAACCCUUCAGCUCCUACAAAGCCGCCCACGGCCAGGAACUCCUCCACAGCAAACUCUACUUCCCCGAAACCCCGUCCCACCUCCGCGCCGAAUUCACUGCUACCGGCGAACCCGAACUACCGUUAACAACCUGGGCAUUCCGCAAGGCGCCCCAGCAAGAACUCAACGCGACCGAGAUCGCCGAGCAGCGCUGGCAGCGCGAUCGUUUCCGUCGGGAGUUUCUCGCACACUGGAACGCGCAGGAUGUGGACUUUGUCCUCUGUCCUGUGUUUGUUGGUGCAGCGAGUAUGCAUGACACGGCGAAAUACUGGAAUUAUACGAGCUUGUGGAAUUUGGUGGAUUACCCUGGGAUGGUGAUUCCGACGCCGAUCAGAGUCAAGGAUAAGGCAGAAGAGGACAAGUAUCCUGAAGACUGGGAGGCGAUGAGUGAGGAGGACAAGGAUGUGAGGCGGAUGUGGGAGGAGGGGGGGUUUGAGGGCGCGCCGAUUGGGUUGCAGGUCGUGGCGAGGAAGUGGUUUGAUAAUGAGCUGAUGGCUGCUGUGGGGAUGUUGGAGGAGGCGUUAGGGUAUAGGCCGUUACCGGGGGAGGACGAGGUGCCCGUGCUGGACUGGAAUAAGCUACAGAGAGGCCUCUGUACAUGA